Mycena citricolor is the source of this 1849-nucleotide messenger RNA. NCBI's taxonomy places the organism in Eukaryota, Fungi, Basidiomycota, Agaricomycetes, Agaricales, Mycenaceae. The record is from the annotation of a GenBank genome assembly.
CUGACCUUGACUUCAACCACCAUGCGCUUGGCCGCGCUGACCUCGUCUCUCCUUUUCAUUCUUUCACGGAGCACGGGCACUUCGGCAGACCCUGGGACUGGCCUCUACCCUCCUGGUUUGCAGCCGCUGAUCGCGAGGGCUAAUGUACUUCUGUCGAGCGGGCAGUUCGGCGAUGCAGCGAGGGCGUAUAGCGAAGCUAUAGAACAAUCUCCCGCCGACUACUUAUUAUUCUACAAGCGCGGAACCGCGUACCUAUCCUCGGGACGGCACGCUGCAGCUCUGGAAGACUUUGGCCACGUCUUGAAGAUCACACCCCUGCCUUCCGCGUAUCUCAUGCAAGCGCGUAUUCACACCAAAGACGGCGACUUCGCACUCGCACGUGCGGCAUUGGAACAGUACACUGGCGGAGAGAAAGAGAUGCAAGAGAAGAGCAAUUUGCUCAACGACAUCAGCGAGGCUGAGGUAAAUGCGAAGCAGGCGAAACAGGAACGCUUGGCCCAACUGUGGAACGCGUGUAUAGAGACUUCGAGUCGCACAUUGCGCAUUGCAACGCACAGCACCACUGUGCGCAGCAUCCGUGUGGAGUGUGCUCUUGGUGCAGGAGACGUCGAAGGUGCCGUUGGCGAUAUGAGUCGCUUAUCUGUUCUGCUUCCCGAGUCUCAAACGCAAGAACUACAUGCACUGAUAUUCCGCCUUUCAUUCUUCCUCCUUCCUCCAUCUCCGCUUGCCGCCAAUGCUGUCAAGCAAUGUCUGCACUCUGAUCCCGAGUCCCGUGUCUGCCUUCCGCUGCACCGAAUCUCGAAGAAUCUCGAGCGUGGAUACAACAUGGCUGAAGAGCAGGGUGGAAACGGUGACUGGCGGGGAGCCCUUGCGACCCUCAAAGGCACUGGAAGGAAAGGCGAUAUCUAUCGGAAAUUCGAGGAAGCUGCUGCUGAACAGCUGGCUCCCGCUCACCUGAAGCUGUUCUCUCUCGACAAGGGACAAAUCCUGCUCGUCAGCUACACCAAGUCGUCUCCCCGGCGUCGUGCUAUGCUCCGGAAUCUCUGUAAAGGACAUACACUGACUGAGCAGCAUCGCAAGGGUGAAGAGUGGUGUCGCAUGCUGUAUUCGAUGGACGAGGGUGACAAUGAUGCUGAUGCUUUGCGCGGAUUGGGCGAGGCAUAUGUCGUGAAAGAGGAGUACGAGGAGGGAGUGAGGUAUCUGGAACGCGCGUUUGAAGCCACUGGGCGAAGUGAUCGUGAUUUUCAAGCUCGCCUCCAAAAAGCACAACGAUUGCUCAAGCAAAGCAAGCAGAAAGAUUACUACAAGGUUCUAGGGGUCUCCCGAGACGCAGACGCGAGAACAAUCAAGAAAGCGUUCCGAACAGCAGCUAAGACGGCGCAUCCUGACAAAGGGGGGUCGGAAGAAAAGAUGGCUGCGGUCAAUGAGGCUUACGAAGUUUUGUCAAAUCCUGAAUUGCGAGCGCGGUUCGACAAUGGUGAAGACCCGAACGACCCUUCUUCAGGAAGCCCAUUCCAGCAGGGUGGAAACCCUUUUGCACAGUUCUUCCAGCAAUCUAGUGGUGGAUUCCCAGGAAGUGGGUUCCCUGGCGGCGGCCAAUUCCAGUUCCACUUCGGUCAUGGAGGGCAUUGAUGUAUCUGUUGUGUCGGUGUUGUACGUUUGGCGUAUGAUAGAUAUCAUAAUAGGACUAUCGUCUCGAAUUAUAACCUGCAACUUUCUUGGAAUCUUGAUCUUAUGCAAAUGAUUCAAUUGACGAUGACUAUCUUGGCUUUCAAUUCACGAUGUCUUUGGAACAUGCGUUCAAAGGACGAAUAUGGGGCAGGAAGGAAGGCUCAAAUUUUGCAUGCCG